Molecule: messenger RNA, 2055 nt
Organism: Phragmites australis (common reed)
Lineage: Eukaryota; Viridiplantae; Streptophyta; Magnoliopsida; Poales; Poaceae
Product: putative cyclic nucleotide-gated ion channel 9
Exons: 2
Coding region: 46-2055 (669 amino acids)
Biological process (GO): potassium ion transport; transmembrane transport
Cellular component (GO): membrane
Molecular function (GO): protein binding; voltage-gated potassium channel activity
Source: RefSeq, a predicted model, not a curated record
CGGCGCCGGUUCGCGCAGCCGGAAUCGCUGGCGCGCGGCGUGAUCAUGCAGGGGUCCGCGCAGCUGCGCACGAUCGGGCGGUCGCUCCGGGCCGGCGCGUCCAUGGCGGCCGUGUUCCAGGAGGACCUCAAGAACACCUCCCGCCGCAUCUUCGACCCGCAGGACCGGCUGCUGGUGCGCCUCAACCGCGCCUUCCUCAUCUCCUGCAUCGUCUCCAUCGCCGUUGACCCCAUGUUCUUCUACGCGCCCGUCGUGACCGACGGUGGGAGCGGAAGCAACCUGUGCGUCGGCAUCGACCGGUGGCUCGCCAUCGCCACCACCGUCGUGCGCACCGUCGUGGACCUCUUCUUCUUGGGCCGCAUCGCGCUGCAGUUCCGCACCGCCUACAUCGCGCCGUCCUCCAGGGUUUUUGGACGCGGCGAGCUCGUCAUCGACACCGCGCAGAUCGCGCGAAGGUACCUCCGCCGCUUCUUCGCCGCCGACCUCCUCUCCGUGCUCCCGCUCCCGCAGGUGGUCAUCUGGAAGUUCCUGCACCGGCCCAAGGGUACCGCCGUGCUGGCCACCAAGGAUGCGCUGCUCUUCAUCGUCUUCAUCCAGUAUGUCCCACGCCUGGUGCGCAUCUACCCGCUCUCGUCGGAACUCAAGCGCACCAGCGGCGUCUUCGCCGAGACCGCCUACGCCGGCGCCGCCUACUAUCUCCUCUGGUACAUGCUCGCCAGCCACAUCGUCGGCGCGUUCUGGUACCUGCUGUCGAUCGAGCGUGUGAGCGACUGCUGGAGGAACGCGUGCAACGAGUUCCCGGGCUGCAACCGCAUCUACAUGUACUGCGGCAACGACAAGCAGCUCGGCUUCCUGGAGUGGCGCACCAUCACCCGGCAGGUGAUCAACGAGACGUGCGAGCCCAAGAAGGACGGCACCACCCCCUUCAACUACGGCAUCUACUCGCCCGCCGUCGUGUCGGAGGUGAUCAAGUCCGAAGACAACACCUCCAAGCUGCUCUUCUGCCUCUGGUGGGGCCUCGCCAACCUGAGCACCCUUGGCCAGGGCCUGAAGACCAGCAUCUACACUGGGGAGGCGCUCUUCUCCAUCGCGCUCGCCACCUUCGGCCUCAUCCUCAUGGCCAUGCUCAUCGGCAACAUCCAGACCUACCUCCAGUCCCUAACCGUGCGGCUGGAGGAGAUGCGCGUCAAGCGGCGCGACUCGGAGCAGUGGAUGCACCACCGCCUGCUGCCGCAGGAGCUCCGCGAGCGCGUCCGCCGCUACGACCAGUACAAGUGGCUCAAUACCCACGGCGUCGACGAGGAGGCGCUCGUCCAGAACCUGCCCAAGGACCUACGCCGUGACAUCAAGCGCCACCUCUGCCUCGGUCUCGUCUGCAAGGUGCCGCUUUUCGCCAACAUGGACGAGCGCCUCCUCGAUGCCAUCUGCGAGCGCCUCAAGCCCAGCCUUUGCACGGAGCACACCUACAUCAUCCGGGAGGGCGACCCCGUCGACCAGAUGGUCUUCAUCAUCCGCGGCAGCCUUGAGAGCAUCACCACCGACGGCGGACGCACGGGCUUCUUCAACCACAGCCUGCUCGAGGAGGGAGACUUCUGCGGCGAGGAGCUCCUCACGUGGGCGCUCGACCCCAAGGCCGGGGUCUGCCUGCCGUCGUCCACGCGCACUGUCAGGGCACUCUCCGAGGUCGAGGCCUUCGCGCUGCACGCCGAGGAGCUUAAGUUCGUGACGGGGCAGUUCAGGCGCAUGCACAGCAAGCAGGUGCAGCAUACGUUCCGGUUCUACUCGCAGCAGUGGCGCACCUGGGCGGCCACCUACAUCCAGGCCGCGUGGCGAAGGCACCUCAAGCGCAGGGCCACCGAGCUGCGACGCAGGGAGGAAGAGGAGCUGGAGGAGGACGAAGGCAGGUCCAAUAGCUUCAAGACCACGAUAUUGGUGUCGCGGUUCGCGGCCAACGCCCUGCGCGGCGUGCACCGACAGCGGUCGAGGCGGGCCGCCCGGGAGCUCCUGAUGCCUGUGCCCAAGCCUCGGGAGCCUGACUUCGCCGACGACGACUGA